CGAAUAUCUGUACCUCUACAUGACUCCGGCGCAUUUCAAUAUGCUAUCCGACAACACCAAGGCCAUCAAGUGCAGUGCCAAAAUUACACCGCACGGCAUUCGCACUCCGUGGAAGACUGGGAGCAGCGUCGUACAACCCGUCAAUUCGGACAUGAUGGUAUACGGCGUGAGCGCAGUGGGCCUUAACCUAUCUCUGGACACUGGCAUGUGCGUUCCCGGUCCCGGAGGCGCAGACAAUGCCAUGUAUACAUCCAACCCCACAGAGCUUAAAGACGCGGACCACAGACACCUCAUUGAAAAGUAUUGGGGCAUGAGCAUGGACGAAAACCUGAUCAUGACAAAGUCGGACAAGAUACCAACGUGUAUGGGUGUUCCACGCCACAACAAGUGCUACGACUUUAUUCACUGUGCCAACUUUGCUCUUCGCACCAACAAGUUUGUCAACGUGUAUCCCUUCAAGAGCCACAUUGGAAUACCCAUCAUCAACUACGAGUACGAGUUUCAAAACGCUUGGAUCAAGACUUGUCCACCGUAUUGCGGCAACAGCAGGACCUAUGUUGCAGCACCGGCCGACAGCCUGACCAAGACGGCCUCUAGCCUGGACAACGACAAGGAGAGCCCUCCAGGUGUUUCCUCGCCAACCAAACUCUCCCCAAACACUGAAGUUACACGGUACACCAACCCAAUCGAACGUGAAUGGGGCCGCCAGGGACUCGGACCUCAUCCCAACUUGCACGCUGCUCAACCUAGUGUGGGUUUCGGCAUGAUGGCCGUAUCUAAAAAGAAUCUGGACCAACCGGGAUCGGGGGACAAGUUUCAAGAAGUUGCUGCCUUUUUCCAGGUCGACACUGAAAUUGUGCUGCACACGGAUAUCGACACGAUUAAUCCCAUGGACGCUUGCUACCCGGCGCAGGAGCAACACUUUGAAAAGACCAACUUUGGCAUGUACGUGCCGUACAACCGGCAGACGCACCUGGGCCACUACACAUACCUUCCCAAGACAUCAUCUCACCUCGUUCCUUUUGAACCGUAAAUUUUUAUUCGGUUCUAGAGCUGCUGAAUA
This is a messenger RNA of Ixodes scapularis (black-legged tick), 1063 nucleotides long. RefSeq lists its product as uncharacterized. NCBI's taxonomy places the organism in Eukaryota, Metazoa, Arthropoda, Arachnida, Ixodida, Ixodidae. The record is from RefSeq and is a predicted model, not a curated record. The transcript has a single exon. The coding region runs from base 20 to 1033 and encodes 337 amino acids.